Molecule: messenger RNA, 9542 nt
Organism: Homo sapiens (human)
Lineage: Eukaryota; Metazoa; Chordata; Mammalia; Primates; Hominidae
Gene: EDEM1
Product: ER degradation enhancing alpha-mannosidase like protein 1
Exons: 12
Coding region: 4114-5502 (462 amino acids)
Biological process (GO): carbohydrate metabolic process; endoplasmic reticulum mannose trimming; ERAD pathway
Cellular component (GO): endoplasmic reticulum; endoplasmic reticulum membrane; membrane
Molecular function (GO): calcium ion binding
Source: RefSeq, a predicted model, not a curated record
AGCCCCCGCCGCCCGGGGCCGCGCGCCCACGCGCUUCCUUCCGCCCUCCGCGCCGGGGUGCAGCCCUCUGUCCUCCGGGGCCCCCGAGGGCGCCAGGGCCGUUAGGGUCCCGGGCAGCGCUCCCGCGCCCUGUCCCGUGUGAGUCCCUGUGAAGACCCCCGAGCUUGAGGGUGCGGGGUGGGCCGGUGGCCUUCCUCUCCUGAUUCUCCCGGAAUCUCCAAACUUCAGAACUGCUGUCCAGCUCAGUGUCUUACGCGUGAGGAUACUGAGGUCCAGGACCAGAAGGGACAGUGGCAGUGCCAAGGGCUGGCUUGGAGGGCUUUCCACUUCCAUCCGACCCCUUCCUCCGGAUGAGCAUAAACUCUAAAUGAAAUCUCCAUCAUGCCCCCCGUGUAAACGCAGCCUCAGAACAAGCCUUUACCUCGCACCCCCACCUCUAUCACAUUGCCACACCCACGUCUUUUCUAUGUAAAAAGCCUAUAGUUGACUUCUCCAAAGCCGUCCAUUGAGUUUGAGGCAGAACGGGGUUACAGCCUCUCCUUCACAGGGGCUGCUUCUUAGGCUGAGGAUAGUUAGGUGGUGGGGAGGGAAGCUAUGUGGCCCACUUUUGGGGUCCAGAUACUUGAGGUGAAAUUCACUGGAUGCCAGAUUGACUGUCAACGUCAUCGCCCUGUACGAUCUGUCUAUAAAUCCCCCGCCUCUGGUGGCGUGGUUGUCCGGGAAGGUCAGGCAGUCUUCCCUGUUCACCAGCCUUGUUUGCAAAGGCUGAGCUCCAAGGGUCACCACUGUUGACAUCAAAGUCCAAGAGGGCAGUACACCCAGCUAAGGACCUCUUACCUGUAGGGAAGGAAUGUGCAUUGCCAUAGACCCUGUUAGUCCAAAUAGUUGACUCCCCUCCCCUGGAUGGGAGUGGAGGAGUUGGUUUGCUCAGUGUCUUGGCACCGUCUGGGGCAAGCAUUUUCCUUCACCUGGAGGAAAGCAGUGGAGUCCAGUCCUUAGGUUCUGAUAAGGAAGCCUAUAGACUAAACGGAGUUGGGUUUUUAAAAUGGUGUGGUUAUUUACACAUUUAUGUUUUAAAUUGCAGUUUGAGAGCAUGAUUUCUACCGAAGCAAGGGGACAUCCCAAGCUAAAUUCAAAGGACUGAGCCUUUUCAAAAUUCUAGGAAACCGAUGAGUUUUUCUUGCUUAACCAUAGCGUUUAUACGUAUAAGUGUAUUUUCUAUCUCAAUUUUUUUGAGAAAAAAUAUUAAAUUUUGAAAAAAAAGUAUUUGGCCUUUCCAGAUUUUUUGUUUGUUUUUUGAGACGGAGUCUCGCUUUGUCGCCCAGGCUGGAGUGCAGUGGCGCGAUCUCCGCUCACUGCAACCUCCGCCUCUGUGGUUAAAGUGAUUCUCCUGCCUCAGCCUCCCGAGUAGCUGGGACUACAGACUCGUGCCACCACGCCCGGCUAAUUUUUUGUAUUUUUAGUAGAGACGGGGUUUCACCGUAUUAGCCAGGAUGGUCUCAUCUCCUGACCUCGUGAUCCACCCGCCUGGGCCUCCCAAAGUGCUGGGAUUACAGGCGUGAGCCACCGCUCCCGGCCAUGGUCUUUCCAGAUUUUAAGAAAUGAAUGAAUUAUUUGGCUCACUUAACUAGAGGGGACUUUAUACCUAUAAAUGUAUUUUCUUUCUUAGUUUUUUUUUUGGGGGGGGGGAUAAACUUCAUUUAAUUGUGGUCUUUUUUUUGUUGUCAGCCUACAUCAUGCUUUGAUGUUUUUUCUUUUUAAAUCAACAUCAUUAAAGUUUGAAAAAUAUCAUAAAAUCCCACCAGCUAUUUUAAAUUUAUUUUUGCCACUAGUUCCUACCCAUAUGUCUAUGCAUGUUUUACAUAGUUGCAAUCAUAGUAUGUGUACAUAUUUUGGAUCUUAAUUUGUGCUUUUCCACUAGUGCUCUUGGUAUUACAAGAAGGGAGAGAGCACUUCCAAUAAGUGCCUUUAUUCCUGCUCACAGACUGUUUCUCAGAUUACCUUUUAUCAGGUGGACUGAAGUUGAAAACAGUUUAACGGGGAAUUGUGAUAACACUUUCAUUUGAGAAUAUGACGGUUUGGAGAGUGAGUUGAUGACAUUUUAAUGUUUUUCUUAAUGAACCUUAAAAGCGCUUCUGGAGAACCUUAAGAAUCCCUUCCCAGCAAAGUGAGGUGGUGGUUGAUUUAACUUGCUGGUCUUUGUGGUAUCAUGUGUGCUGUUGGCCUUUAUUUCAGGAUGAAGGCUGCCGAUGAGUGUUUUGGUUUGGUUAUGCAUUGGUUUGGUUAUGCGUAAGUUAAGGUCAGGUUGCUUUGAGACAGAUGUGUUAUUGGAAAGAGGGUUUUAGAAGUAUUGAGGAGGUGGGGAUGGCAUUAGGGAAGGGUUGUGCCCUGAGCUGGGUAGGCCCGUUGGUUGGUAAACCUUUGUUGUCUUUGAGGAGGCCAAAGAAGCCUUGCAUGGACGCCUCACACUUGCCACUUACAAACAGUGGAAAACUUAAUUUUUUGUACUCUCCUUCCUUUAACUCCUCUCAGGCUUUGCUUUUUUUUAAAUAUUUUUUAAAAAAAUUUAUUUUUAAUUUUUGAGGAUACACAGUAGGUGUAUAUAUUUAUAGGGUACAUGAGAUAUUUUGGCACAGGCAUGCAAUUUGUAAUAAUCACAUCAUGGAAAAUUGGGUAUCCAACCCCUCAAGCAUUUUUCUUUUGUGUUACAAACAAUCCAAUUAUACUUUUAGUUAUUUUAAAAUGUACAGUUAAAUUAUUAUUGACUGUAGUCCUCCUGUUAUGCUAUCGAAUACUAGGCCUUGAGGAAAGUUUAAAACCAGAGUAUUGUCAUGCUGGCUUUGAAACAGGAGGGUACUUCACAUCCCCAAACUAAAUAAUCUGUAAUAAAAAUUUUUCAUAUUUUUUGUUUGUUUGUUUAAUUGACAGGGUAUUGUUCUGUCACCCAGGCUGGAGUGCAGUGGCAUAAUCAUUGCUCACUGCAGCCUUGAACUCCUGGGCUCAAGCAGUCCUCCUGCCUCAGCCUCCCGAAUAGCUGGGACUAGAGGUGUGCCCCACCAUGCUCGGCUAAUUUUUUUUUUUUUUAAUUUUUCUGUAGAAGUGGGGUCUUACUUUGUUGCCCAGGAUGGUCUCAAACCCCUGGCCUCAAGCAGUCUUCCCGCCUUGGCCUCCCAAAGUGCUGAGAUUAUAGGUGUGAGCCACCAAGCCCAGCCAAAAAUCUUUCAGAUUUUAAAAAAUCAAAUGUAUUCUAAUGACUCAUUUAACAAGAGUGAAUUUGCCAUUAGAGUAUUAUAUAAAAAGUACACAUAGAAAAUUUCGGUGCUAAACACUCUUACCGUUUCUCUGUAGUCAUAUAUGCUCCAAACUUAUCUUGCCUCAAGUACAUGUGACUUGUUCUUGGGGAGGUAUCAGGUAAGGAGUUAACAUGAAGUGAAUAAAACCUGAACACUCUAAAAAGAGCAGAUCUGUCUAAGAUAACUAUGCAAAGUCAGUUCUCACAUCCUUAAUUUGGGUUGGAGGAUCCAAAUUUAAAGUUUCUUUGAGUAAAUGUGGAUAUUAUAUUUUUGUAAUCCUGUGAAUGGUUAACUGUAGUUCUGGCUUUUGGGCAUGUGACCAUUCUCAAUUUCUUCUCAACUGUAUUGCUAUUAAAACAACAAAACAAAUCUCAAAUUAAGCCAAACAAAUAUUGGCCCCUCAAAUGCUUAGGUACUACUAGCUCAAGAUGGCCUCCUCUGCAUUCCUCUUUCUUUGGAAAGUCCUGCCCUCUUUCAGAGUCAGGCUCCUCUUGUUUCCGUGACACCAUCUAACUGUUUGAAGAUGAUUUUCCUUUAUUUGCUCAGUUCUUCUUUUGAUUCCUUUCCUUUGAGCUGCGAUUCUACAUUUUAACCUUAUUUGAGGAUUGAGUACUGUUGUGUAUUCACCUGCAUUUCCCUUUGUCUUGUCUCUCCAGAUUAUCAAUCCCUUGAACGCAGGGACUGUUUCUUAUGUUAUCUCUGUGCCUACACCACACCAGGUAGAUUUCUGAACAGCUGUUACAGUUCAAAUCUGAACAUCAAUGAUGUACUAGGGAACUACUCAUUGACUCUUGUUGAUGCAUUGGAUACACUUGCAAUAAUGGGAAAUUCAUCCGAGUUCCAGAAAGCCGUCAAGUUAGUGAUCAACACAGUUUCAUUUGACAAAGAUUCCACCGUCCAAGUCUUUGAGGCCACGAUAAGGGUCCUGGGAAGCCUCCUUUCUGCUCACAGAAUAAUAACUGACUCCAAGCAGCCCUUUGGUGACAUGACAAUUAAGGACUAUGAUAAUGAGUUGUUAUACAUGGCCCAUGACCUGGCGGUGCGGCUCCUCCCUGCUUUUGAAAACACCAAGACAGGGAUUCCAUAUCCUCGGGUGAAUCUAAAGACAGGAGUUCCUCCUGACACCAAUAAUGAGACAUGCACAGCGGGAGCCGGUUCCCUCCUGGUGGAAUUUGGGAUUCUGAGUCGACUCCUGGGGGACUCCACAUUUGAGUGGGUGGCCAGACGAGCAGUGAAAGCCCUUUGGAACCUCCGGAGCAAUGAUACAGGAUUACUAGGCAAUGUCGUGAACAUUCAGACGGGCCACUGGGUUGGAAAGCAGAGUGGCCUGGGUGCCGGGCUGGACUCCUUCUAUGAAUACCUCUUGAAAUCUUACAUUCUCUUUGGAGAAAAAGAAGACCUAGAAAUGUUUAAUGCUGCAUAUCAGAGUAUUCAGAACUACUUAAGAAGAGGGCGGGAAGCCUGCAAUGAAGGAGAAGGAGACCCUCCACUCUAUGUCAACGUGAACAUGUUCAGUGGGCAGCUGAUGAACACCUGGAUUGACUCUCUGCAGGCCUUUUUCCCUGGACUGCAGGUGCUGAUAGGAGAUGUGGAAGAUGCCAUCUGCCUUCAUGCCUUCUACUAUGCCAUAUGGAAACGAUAUGGUGCCCUCCCUGAGAGAUAUAACUGGCAGCUGCAGGCCCCUGACGUUCUCUUCUACCCACUGAGACCAGAGUUAGUGGAAUCCACAUAUCUCCUCUACCAGGCAACCAAGAAUCCCUUCUACCUCCAUGUAGGAAUGGAUAUUCUGCAGAGUCUGGAAAAGUACACAAAAGUCAAGUGUGGGUACGCCACGCUGCAUCACGUCAUUGACAAGUCCACAGAAGACCGGAUGGAGAGCUUCUUUCUCAGUGAGACCUGUAAAUAUUUGUAUCUGCUGUUUGAUGAAGACAAUCCAGUACACAAGUCUGGAACCAGAUACAUGUUCACAACAGAGGGACACAUUGUAUCUGUGGAUGAGCAUCUUCGGGAAUUGCCAUGGAAGGAAUUCUUCUCUGAAGAGGGAGGGCAGGACCAAGGGGGAAAGUCUGUGCACAGGCCGAAACCUCAUGAGUUAAAAGUCAUCAACUCCAGCUCCAACUGCAAUCGUGUACCUGAUGAGAGGAGGUACUCCCUGCCCUUAAAGAGCAUCUACAUGCGACAGAUUGACCAGAUGGUUGGUUUGAUUUGAUCUGCUCUCUGUGAGGCCUCAUCUUGAACCAGACCUUAACGACCAAACCCAGACCAUGCCAAAGUCCAGUCUGAAAUGAAAGGGGACAGAAGUCUUGCUGUCCAUGGUGGUGUAGGAAUUUCUGUGCAACACCUCACCACGUCUGGUUAAUCCUUGCACACUUCAGUGUUUCUCUCCUGUUCAAUAAAAUGCCCUGUUAAGGAUAUAAUUUGAAGUGAGAAGAUACAUGGAAAUUGCCCUCUUAUGACAUGUUGAUGUUAUAAGCACAAUAGAUGGGGCAUCUUUGGAUUGAUGUUCACAGCUUUAUACUUCAGAACCUAAGUCUCUUCACUUUGCUGGCACCUGCUAUACUGGAGUAUUGCUAUGUCUUUAAAAAAUUUUUUUUAUUAUAUUUUAUUUUUUUGAGACAGGGUCUUGAUAUUUUUUUGGGACAGGGUUACCUGGGCUCAAGUGAUCCUUCUGCCUCAGCCUCCCGAGUAGCUGGGAUUACAGGUGAGCACCACUGUACCUGGCUAGCUACUUCUUUGUUAGAGGAUUGAGAAUGAAAUUUCUGCAAAAGGGCCCAUGGUUCAUUUGGUAUCCCUAUUUAAUUGCAUUGAAAAUGUCAUCCUUUCUGUUGUUAGAUAAUUGGGGUCUUCCCCUGAUAUCCAACCGUGAUUUUGGAUCACAUGGGAGAAAAAGUCAUCCAGUUUUUCAUGUUUGCCUCAAGUAAUCUUUACAGUGUUACAAAUUAUUUGCUUAAGAAGAAUGGUCUUAACCAGAAUUCUUAACAGAUAGUCUCUUAGGUUAUUAUGUUAUGGUCUAAGAGGUUAACUGACAUCUUUUGGGUGGUAUUUUGCAUUUUGAAUAUGAACUUACCUGAGGAACUCCCAUAGUUCCAGAAUCAGGUGCCUUUUAGGGAGAGAACAAUACCUAAGAUUGUCUGAGCUUCCAUCUUUCUCAUAUUUCCUAAGCAAGGAUUCUCACUUCUGACCAUAUUUGGGUUAGAGUUCUGUUUUGUUUCUGUUUUCUGUGUCUAGUGCCAAUUAGCUAAAUCAGGGAGAAAGAAAUGAUCACAUGACUUUUAGCAUCCUUGAGCCAUUUCUCUGUGUAAUACAGGCUUUAGAUUAGUGCCUUAUAUUGGUUUUGGUUUGGGGCACUGGAUGUCGCAGCUACUGCUAUGGUUUCAGGAGGCCUGUUUAGCCACAUGGUGAGACCGUGGUGAAAGGGGGAUGGAAAUUGCUUGGCCAGUCUUUGCCUUUCAUCCUGUAAAAGUAAGCAUGUAGAAGGAGGAAGUUGUGCUAAAAUGCCUUUGUUUUUUUGUUAUUAUUUUCUUAGCCAGAACAUCUCUCUUUGAACUCACACUGAUACACACCUGCUACUCUUACACAGUGCAGCAGGGUUGACUCUUAGUCUGGCUUCCAUGAAGCGUCAUGGGUGGAAACGCAUUCUAGUAAAAAAGGUAGGAAAUCCCUAAAACUUCCAGCCUCACAUAGCACGGUUCUCACCUGUCACUGUUUUCCCACCUCUAAGGAUUUCAUGUACAUCUUUUCAAAGCUAGAAAUAAGCACUGUCUAAGUUUAUGUUGCAUUUUUAGUCAAAAGGGAGAAAUCUUAUUCCUUCUUGAAAAUUUUAAGUGUUAUGGUUUUAUAUAGUUCAGUUCUUUGAGAUUUUUGAAAAGAGUAUUUUCAGUAAUAAACGUGCCAUCUCUAUCUCUUAAACAUUUAUUACAACAAUUGUUUUAAAAUAGAAAAAAUAAAAUGCUUCUAUUUUACCUUUUUUCAUUUCAGAAGCAUUAUUCUGUUUAUUAACAGUGUCCCAUCUACUGAAUAGAAAACUUUGAGAAUAAUAUAUAUAUAUAUUUUAAAUGUUUUCACUGACUCAUUGAAAAUGUUAAUUACACACACAUGCAUGCAUGCACACACGAGCAUACUUGUACCUUUGUCUCUGGGCAAACAGGUGGGACUGUUAGUGACCCAUUUGGGAAAAUAGAGCAUCUCAGAGAAGGAGGUGAGUUCUUCCUGCCUGUGAUUUCUCUUGGCGCUCCCCUCCUCUCCCGCUCUGGCUUCUGUGGCGGCAGUGGUGGGUAAGCACUCCAGUGUUCUCUUAAUGAGGCACUUUGCCUGUCACUCGAGCAAGCCUGGGUGUUCCUUCCUCCUCAUGCUCCUGGAAUAGGGAAUAGGGAUCUCAUGCUUGCAAACUACACAAUGCUGCAGGUGCUUCCCAGGGGCCACAGGCUGUCAGGAAACGUGUUUUAUGUUAAGUCACAAACCCACUUGACUUCUGGGUACUGGAAUUAAUACCAGUGGGUGAGACUGAGGGUGAGUGAGUUAGUACAUAUUAAUCCUGGUUGUUGAGCUUCCAGACUACCCCGUCCAAAGUUUGAUGCUAUGUAGUCAGUGGUUUGUGGGGCUGGAUGCCAGAAGGUUCUUUGAGCCAGUUUCAAAGGUUACUUGUUUUUUUUUUUUUUUUUUAAAGUCAGAAUGUUAACAGCUGUGAUAUAUCCUGCAGGGCUUUUGCAGUUUCUUCUGUUCUGUGUUCUGAAAUACUGGGUAGAGAAUGGCUGAGGAGGAGAUUACCAGAGAAGUUGCUUUGCUCAGUGCUUUGCCCCAGGAUUGCCUCAAAUCUGAGUGGACUUCAUCCUUUGCGGCGGCUCUGAGCCUGGCCCAUCUUCCUAUUCCCACGUGUAGCUAGUGUCUAGUGUCAGCUUUGCUCAGUGUGGUGGAAACAUUUUGCAGAACUGUUGUAGAAAGCUGCCUUAUAGUUGGCUUGACAAAGCAUAAUUCUCUCAUAACAAACUUUCAAAUCAUUACAGUAGCUUAGCUACUUUAGUUGAUGUGACCGAGGAAUCCCUUCUAGAAUCAUAGGUGGCAAGGGAGGGUUUGCUAGCUCUCCAUUUGCACUGGCCAUUGUGAAAAACCAGCUUCUGUAUUCAAAUCUUUCCUUCAUUUUUUUAAAUUUUUUUUUUGGCAGCGCUUGUGCUGGAACUUACUCAUUGUAACUGAAUCCUCAGGGCUUUUCUUGUUUUAGAUCAUGGACUGUGCACGUGACACUUAAAUAAUUUUCUAUGUAUUUAAAGAAAAAUGCACCAGGAUGGUGUCUGUGCACGUGACUAUUAGAGGAGCGUCUGUAGAAGUACCUGGUUUGGUCAGUGCAGUUGUGCAAUCUGAGGGCCUUGUUUCCUCCUCCCCUUUCCCCUUCUCCCCACCAAAGGAAAAUAUCCCUCUUAAUGAUUUCGUAGUUCAGUUUACUGAAUGAUUACCACCUGUAAUUCCUCUUUGGAUUGUGUAGACUCAACAUGAGACAUUCCUUUCUGCUUUCUGGAGGGCACCAGGGGCCUUUCUCUUUGAUAAAUUUUUUUUGUCUGUUGACAAAAACAAAAAUCUUUUUUCAAAUGUAGUGCUGGUGAAAAGGUAGGGCUGAGUGAUUACCUUAGCCACAGGGUGGCUGAGCAGGAACUUUAGAAGAAAAUCCUGAGCUUUCCUGUCCAUUCCCAGCAUCCAGCUCCUAUUCUAGUGCCUCUUCCCUGCAGGGCAGGGACCCCUUGGGAAAUCGAGGAGGUGGGACGGGCUGGGCCCUGUGUCCCAGGUUUCACAGGGCUCAGGGUUAUGCUCCCGCUUGAAUCUGGACGUGAAUCUGGUAAAAAUAUCAAGUACCUGUGGAACUCCCUGAUUCUAUACCCUCUUCCUUCUUUCUGCAAGGCAGAGGAAUAAUAUUUUUAAAGGUUAUUUUGUUUUAGUUUUAAAUAGCAAAACACAAGCUGCAUUUUUAUUUAUUUUGCAUAAGAAAGGUAAAUCUUUUUACAAAAAAAAGUAUAGAGUUGGAAACUCUGGGAAAACUUACGGAAAUACACAAAUGCUUCUCUGUAAUGUGCAAUAUGCUUUGCAACUGUAGAUGAUAUUUUAUGUUUAAUCUGUAAAUAAGAAAUGUAUUUAAAUUAAAAGGGAUCUUUUUGUAAAAGGACCAAAUGUUCUUUUAUAAAUGUAAUAAGGAAUAUCUUGCUCUUUAAAAUUUAUUAGGAUUUUUAUGAGUAAUUUUUAUUAAAAGAUUUCUUUUUUUGA